Molecule: messenger RNA, 3335 nt
Organism: Hydractinia symbiolongicarpus
Lineage: Eukaryota; Metazoa; Cnidaria; Hydrozoa; Anthoathecata; Hydractiniidae
Product: T-box transcription factor TBX3-like
Exons: 6
Coding region: 285-1772 (495 amino acids)
Biological process (GO): positive regulation of DNA-templated transcription; regulation of transcription by RNA polymerase II; cell fate specification
Cellular component (GO): nucleus
Molecular function (GO): DNA-binding transcription factor activity, RNA polymerase II-specific; RNA polymerase II cis-regulatory region sequence-specific DNA binding
Source: RefSeq, a predicted model, not a curated record
CUGUUUCAAAAAUUGCCUGUGCACAUUAACGCCUUCAAUAUAUACAAGCCUAUGGAUUGAUAAAGUUGUUUUUCGUGUGACAAGCUCAGCCAAUAUAUUAUAUAUAUAUACAUGUAUACAUAAACUAUCAUCGGCGUGAACGUAGAAAAGCAAUAUUUUAAACGUGAAAUCACCUUUCAGAAGGUUUCAAAAAAAUUUCACAGGGUUAAGUGAUAAAUUCGUCGACUUUUCUCUUAUCUGUUAUACAAACAAGAAAAUCGAAGUGUAAAGUAAUCUUAUAUAAUAUGGAGGGAUAUUAUUAUUCGCAUCAUAUUAAUCCAGCACAAAAGGAAUCUUGUGGAAAUUCUGUUGCACCUGGUUACCCUUCAAGCUGUUACAACCAACCGCAGUUACCACCACAACCCGCUCCUCAUUGCGUCUCACCAGCCAAUACAGAUCCGUGGAAUCCAUCACAAAUAAGCUAUCCAAAUCAUCAUCAGUAUUACCCUCAUGGAUAUCCUGGUUAUUAUCACGGCAUUUCAUCGCCACCGGACGUUCCUUUGCCGUAUAAUCAGCCUAGUUGCAGCGGAGGGAGCGGGUCUUACUACCACUCCGGCCCACCGCCGCCGCAAGGCUAUGGUGGCAUAACUUAUGAAAACGAAGACCAAGAGGAUGGCGAUGAAAAUAAAAUUAUGGUAACAUUGGAAAACAAACAACUAUGGAAGGAUUUUCAUGAUGUUGGCACCGAAAUGAUUAUAACAAAAACGGGAAGACGCAUGUUUCCGCCGAUUCGAUUGCGAGUAAACAAUCUAGAACCAAAAUCAAAAUACGUCUUACUAAUGGAUAUAGUGCCGGCAGACGAUUGCCGUUAUAAAUUUAACCGUGGGAAUUGGUUGAUAGCCGGCAAAGCUGAUCCCGAAAUGCCGAAAAGAAUGUAUAUACACCCCGAAUCGCCCAACACUGGCAGUCAGUGGAUGCAAAAAGUUAUAUCGUUUCACAAACUAAAACUGACGAAUAAUUUAUCGGAUAAAAACGGAUAUACAAUUCUAAAUUCCAUGCAUAAAUAUCAGCCUCGAUUCCAUGUUGCCAAAGUCAGUGACGUUUAUAAAUUACCAUGGGCCAAUUUCAAGACAUAUGUAUUUAAAGAAAACGAAUUUAUUGCGGUUACAGCUUAUCAAAAUGAAAAAGUGACAAAGUUAAAAAUUGACCAUAACCCCUUCGCAAAGGGAUUCCGUGAAGAUGGAGCAGCCGGGAAGCGUGGCUUCAGGCAAUCAGAUGAAGAUAGUCAUGACUCGAAUUCGCUUACACCUGCAAAACCACCGGGAACUCCAAAAGCUGAAGAAGAGACACAAAGCACUCAGAAUUCGACAAAUGUAUCUCCAGAGUCUGGUAUAUCAUCAUUAAAUUCUACGCCUAAAAAACUAAAAACUUCAUGCGAUAGUAACGAAAAAAAGAUGAUCCCACAGGAUCGCUUGUCUCUAAAUUAUAGCACAUCAAAGAACUCACCACCAAGUGCUCAUAACGGACCUUCUGACUAUAUGCCUGGCUCAACAUCGUGUAUAUAUCCACAACAUCCGUAUAUGGAGGUGAAGAAGGAACAACUAUCCAAUCACGAACUGCCGCACGCAUGGCCGAAUUAUGGCUUUAACCCUGCGUAUCCUAAUAUUCAUAACGUAUUCACUCAAAUGAUGGGUCACAGAAACUCAACGUGUAGACAUGGUCUCACUUCAUGCCAAGUUUGCAUGCCUUCUAUAGGAUAUUCACAUUAUUCGAGUGUAGAUUCAGGAAGGUGAGUUCACACUACAAAAAUUUUCAGUCGAUGACAAUCGCACUUGGACAGUUGCAUUUGAUGUUCGGCACCUUAGCCCAACCAAAAAUAAAGCUACGUUUGAAUUUUUUUGUCGCAUUUUUAGUCUAUCUAACACUUUUUUUAGAUUUAAAAAUAUAUAAGAUUUUAUAAUUUAUUAUACUAACAUUCUCCUCACUCACUAUUUAUGUAAAAAACAAACAAAGAAAGAUCUGCUUUCUACAGAACAUUUAAAAUGAUCUGGAUUUACUAAGAGACUCACAAAUUUGAACAUGUACAAAAGAAUGUGCUGUUUUGUGGAUAACAUUCAGCUCCUUCUAUUAAACAUUCGGCCUCUAAAAAAAUGUAACGAAGGGUAUUCUUUAUUCCCUGAAAUUUCUUUGUAUUCCUGCUUUAAAUUGUAGAUUUGUUUCUCUCUUACUACAAGCAAUGAAAUUAUAUGUUCUAGAUUUUUAUUUCCAUGCAUUUACCACAACUCGCUAACGCAAGUUGAGGUCUUGGUAAAGGCUACUUUCAAAUGUUUAUUGGCGGCAACUCUCAGUGUUUUUUAAAUUUAGGCAUUCGCCUACAUUUUCGCAGCUUUGGAAGUUGAGAACAGUCAACUUCUAAGCAGACUUUUUGCCAACCAAUAAAAAUUUAGAAAACGCUGCCAUCAUUAAUGUAAUAGAAAUGGAACAUACUGAGCGCCGACGUUAAAACGCUGAGAGCUGUGACGGUGAACGCUUUAAUUUAUAGCAGCCUUUAGUUUUGUUGUAUACGACACUUUUAGAUAUGGUAUUUCUUUUUUUAAGUUUUUAAUAUUAUUUUUGGUGCAAUAUUAAUGUAAUAUUACCCAGUAAUUCAUGUAUAUUUUUGGUUGGUAAACACUGUAGUAUAAAUACAUUUUAUAAGAAAUUCAAAUUGUUUACAACAAUGAAUAAGGUAGAAUACUCACAUUUUAAAAGAAAAAAAGAAAUAAAAGUCGUUUUUUACUUUUUAUUUUGUGUUUUUGCAACUGUAACUUUAUUGAUUAAAAGUUUUUACACAGAAUGUUAUAAAGAAGGAAAAAUAGGUAUGCCUUCUUAAUGCACAUCUUUCAAAGAAAAACAAAGCUCGAUUUACGCCUGUAUUUGUUUACCGUAGCUUGCUACCAUUUUAUUUACUAUUUAUCAAAGUGGACAUUGAUUGUAUAUAUGUUCAGAAGUUCCGCGUCUGUUUAUUGAUGUUAAAAGAUAAUUUUAUCAAUUCUUAGAUGUACCUACAUCUUUUAAAACAAUUCGAAGUUAUUGCUCGUAUUUUUUAGUUAUUUCGGGAAGAAAAAUAAACGGUUAAAAGGGGGAAAUGUCUAGUCUCGUUUCCAUUCAAGUGAAAAAGAAUUAGUACAGUGUUCCGCAAUUUGGUGGUAUAUUUUGCUUACUGUUUUUUUUUGUUAUUGUCUGAAAUGUUUUACUAAAAAUAUAUUAAAAUUAACUUUUUUCUGCUGGUAGCAAUGGAUAUGUCAAAAACAACAUUGCAAGUUCAUCCAUUUUUUAAUUGGGGAUUUCCGCCUGAAUUAUCUGAUUAUCAUGUC